AUGGAGAUUGAUAGUGGAGCUGCGCACUCUGGUAGAGAUGAGAUUGAUGACUACAUUAGGUGCAGGUAUAUCUCUUCUUGUGAGGCUUGCUGGCGGAUGUUUGCGUUUGACAUUCAUGGACAGGAGCCUUCUGUGGAGAGACUUGUCGUUCAUAUGCCCGAAAUGAAUAGGGCGAUUUUUUCUGAGCAUGACACGCUUGAGUCGGUUCUAAAUAACCCGUUGGCUUGCAAGACUAGGUUGACCGAGUGGUUUGUUGCCAAUCGGGAUCAUCCUGAGGCUAGGGCUCUCACAUAUGGUCAGUUUCCUUCGCAGUGGACGUGGGACGGUACUAACAAGGUCUGGCACAAGAGAAAGCGCGCGAGUAAAUUUGGCGAUAAGAUUGGUAGAGUAUACAAUGUUCACCCUGGAACUGGUGAGCUGUUCUAUCUGCGGCACCUUCUUAUGCACGUGGCAGGCGCUACUUGUUUUGAAGAUGUUAGAACAUAUGGAGGCGUGGUUUACGAUACCUUUAAAGAGGCCUGUUUCGUUCGGGGUUUGGUUGGUGAUGAUAAAGAGUGGUUCAGGUUGUUUGACGAAGCUAUUGUGUGGGCCACGCCUUAUCAGUUGAGACAUCUUUUCAUGACUGUGCUGGUGUUCUGUGAGGUUAAUAACGGGCGUGCUUUGUUUGAUCAGUACUGGGAGAGUAUGGUUGACGAUAUAGUCUAUGACAUUCAGCAACGGCUUCCCGAUUUCAUUGUACCACAGGAAUCUCUGAAACAUGAGUUGCUUCAGGAGCUGGCUGCGCUGUUUGCCAGGAAUGGGUCGGCUCUAGCUUCUUUUGGUCUGUCUCCUCGCGUUGUUUCGUCGGCUGGACUCCCUUUUAAUAGGCUGAUCACCGAAGAGAUGCAGUACGACAAGAGUGCUCUUGGGGUGUUGGCGCAGGAGCUCCGUGAUAAGCUGAACGACGAUCAGAGAGUCGUCUACAACGAGAUUAUGUGUGCUAUCAAUGAGGGGUUGCCCCGUCAUGUUAAAGUGAUGAAGCUAGAGAUCAAUAUGCGGUUGAUGCACCCUGAUUUGUUGGCUGCGGAUGUACGGGAGUGUUCUGAAUUUGCUGAUUGGGUUCUAAGUAUUGGAGAGGGUACUGUGCCUGCGCACGCGAGGGAAGGCGAGGAUUCGGCUUGCUGGAUAACUAUACCUGAUGAUCUUGUGGUUGGCCCUUCCUCUUCUAAUAUACGGGCGGCUAUCGAUAGCAUUUAUGAUGAUUUUUUUAACAAAUAUUCUGAUCCUGAUUAUCUCGCGGAGAGGACGAUUGUGUGUCUGACUAAUGCUGCUGUGGAUGAGAUCAAUGAUGUUAUUUUUGAGUCGGUUCCAGGGAAUGCUUCGACUUACUAUAGCGGUGAUACAGUAUCAGAAUCAACGGAUUUUGUUUUUGAUGUUGAUCUGCUCUAUCCGCGUGAGUUUCUUCAUUCUAUAGAUUAUAACAACUUCCCUCAGCAUAUACUUAAUCUGAAGGUACGAGCGUACACGCGUCUUUUUGGAGGAUACCCAUGCGGCCUCAUGGUCGUCCACGCGUACAGCUACACUGUGCACAUGGACCUUUGUAUGUAG
Molecule: messenger RNA, 1587 nt
Organism: Aegilops tauschii subsp. strangulata
Lineage: Eukaryota; Viridiplantae; Streptophyta; Magnoliopsida; Poales; Poaceae
Biological process (GO): DNA repair; telomere maintenance
Molecular function (GO): DNA helicase activity
Source: RefSeq, a predicted model, not a curated record